AUGUACGCCUCGUUGCCGAGGUUCGCGGUCGCGCCGGGGCUUGCAUGCCAGUGUCGGCUUAGCAGCGCCCGCUCCAAGCACGCGCCAGCGAGGCGGCCGCUGCGGCAGCGUGCGGUGACGGACGGCAUGGACUUGCCGAUGGGCUCGCCGGCGCCGAGUUUCAUCCUGCCGGAGCCUCUCACGGGACGCCAUCACAGCCUGAGCGAGCUCAACAGCGGGAAGGCGAUCCUCAUCAUCUUCGCGUGCAACCACUGCCCCUUCGUCGUGCAUCUCCGGCAAGCGCUCAUUGAUCUGGCGCACGAGUACCAGCCCAAGGGCGUCCAGUUCGUGUCGAUCUCGUCCAACUCCCCGCACACGCACCCCCAGGACGGCCCGGAGCAGAUGGCGGAGGAGGCCCAGGCCCACAACUUCCCCUUCCCCUACCUCUACGACGGCGACACGCAGGAGGUGGCCAAGGCCUUCCGCGCGGCGUGCACCCCGGAGUUCUUCCUGUUCGACAACGCGUCCGGCGGCCCCCUCCUGGCGUACCACGGCCAGUUCGACAGCUCGCGGCCGUCCAAGUACUACGACGACUCCGCGCCCGUCACAGGCGAAGACCUCCGUGCCGCGCUGGACGCCGUGCUUGCCGGGGAGCCGGUGCCGUCGCCCCAGGUCCCCAGUAUAGGCUGCAACAUCAAGUGGACGCCCGGCAACGAGCCGGCGUGGUUCGGCGCCGGCGCCAAGUCGUCGUGA
Molecule: messenger RNA, 732 nt
Organism: Pedinophyceae sp. YPF-701
Lineage: Eukaryota; Viridiplantae; Chlorophyta; Pedinophyceae
Source: the annotation of a GenBank genome assembly